CCUUGUGUUGGGCAAUUUCAGCAUACCCUCGUGUCACCUGGGGACGUUUGCAUCCCUCUAGGAUUUGUCAUUACAGUUACAUUACAGUCACGAGCUGAAGGCAUGUGAAGGCACGCUCAAUACAUGUGGAACGACGUGGCUGUGUGGCAAAUAUGUUUGGCGCUUCUAGUGACGUAUAUUCCUGUGGCGAAAUCCGCUACGACCCUGAAUGACACGGCAACGCCUCAACAUCGCACUCUCGGAAUUCCAGUUCGCGAAGGAGACAUUCCUCCAGAGGCGAUGCGUUUCAUUGAACUGUAUAAGAAUACGUGGCCUCCACCACUUGACUGCUGCUCCAACGGAGGCACCUGCGUUCACCUUGAAAAUGGUACGACCACUUGUAUAUGUCCGCCGAACUUCACUGGUGAGCACUGCGAAGAUGACGUGAAUGAAUGCCGGACACAACGACCCUGCGGACGCUUCAGCAUCUGCACUAACCUUUAUGGGUCAUUCCGCUGCUCUUGUAUGCCUGGGUUCGAGCAAGAAGGCGCCCUUUGCCUAAGGAUAGUGACCUGCGAGGAGAGUCCUUGUCUAAAUGGAGCGACGUGUGUCACGCGGAGGGAUAUCUCUGAUGUCUGCUACUGCAAGAUUGGCUUUGCUGGACGGUUCUGCGAAAGAGCUAUUCCAGAAUGUAGACCCGGAGCAUGCCCAAGGGGUACGUUCUGCGUGAGUACCAGGAGAGGCUUCCAGUGCUUGCACAGCUUUGCUGGAUUCUUACCUGCUUACAAGGAGCGCAUGAUGAGAGCUUUCCUUCAGGAACGGACGCCGCACUAAACGGGCACAUCACAGCUGUUGGAUUCUCCAGCAGGCAUCAUUCAUACAUCACGUUGUGAUCAGACACAGUGCAAAGGAAGAUCGUCACCCUGCACAUCAUGUUGCGUUAUUUAUGCCGAGACCAUUUUCUAGUGUGUAUUGAGACCGUAUGUUUAUUGAGACUGCGAUCGUCUGAAUGUUAACAGUACACAUCGCGUUUUUUUUUUUUUUUCAUUUUCUGUUAGCACGAGAGUGACGCAAAGUUCGAUGUAUGUUGUAAUUCCUGUUGCCUGUUGUUUGUAAUUUUUCUUUACUGUUGCUAAUGGUAAUUAACUAAUUUUCAGUGCUAA
Molecule: messenger RNA, 1142 nt
Organism: Ornithodoros turicata
Lineage: Eukaryota; Metazoa; Arthropoda; Arachnida; Ixodida; Argasidae
Product: delta-like protein 1
Exons: 5
Coding region: 124-813 (229 amino acids)
Biological process (GO): heterophilic cell-cell adhesion; establishment or maintenance of epithelial cell apical/basal polarity
Cellular component (GO): protein-containing complex; plasma membrane
Molecular function (GO): calcium ion binding
Source: RefSeq, a predicted model, not a curated record